AUGUACUCUACAGAUCUUUGCUUGAUAAUUUGGCCUUAUUUGAAUCAGGAUUCUCAAGAGGAUUCUCAAGCAGAAUCUACUAGUAGUUUAACCAUCUUUAAAAAAAGAAGUUUUGAUAAUGGAAGUGAUCAGUCUAAUAUUUCCUUUUCCUCUGUAACUAAAAAAAAUCGUGCUAAAAGAAGUUUU
Messenger RNA from Cetraspora pellucida, 186 nucleotides. Lineage: Eukaryota; Fungi; Glomeromycota; Glomeromycetes; Diversisporales; Gigasporaceae. The record is from the annotation of a GenBank genome assembly.